CACCUGAAGUUUUAAGAGGUCAACCUUAUACUUUAGCUAGUGAUAUUUAUAGUUUUUCUAUAAUUUUGUGGGAAUUUAUAUCUGGAAUUCCUCCAUUUAAUAAUAAAGCUCAUGAUUUUCAACUUAGUUUAGAUAUUUGCAAAGUUAAUAAUGCAACAACUCCAGCUUUAAUGACAAAAAGCUGA
Funneliformis geosporum is the source of this 185-nucleotide messenger RNA. NCBI's taxonomy places the organism in Eukaryota, Fungi, Glomeromycota, Glomeromycetes, Glomerales, Glomeraceae. The record is from the annotation of a GenBank genome assembly.